AUGGCCAAAAUCAUCGCUUUGUCUUUCGCUCUCUUCGCCGUUUCGAGCGCUCAACUUGCGGCGUGGCCCGCCUCAUCGUACUCUCCAUACUUCGAGAGUCUCUUUGCGGCUGCCCGAACGCCGAUCAACGCCGUCCCAGCGAGAGACUCGGCCCUUCCCGUUCCACCACCCGCACCAUUGGCUCAACCUGUGUUCGCCGCGCCGCCCCCGGUGUUCGCCGCUCCACCCGUCCUCGCCGCCCCACGACCAGUGCUAGCCGCUCCCGCCUACUAUGCCGCUGCUCCCGCUGUUGCUCCAGUCCUCGCCGCCCCCGCGCCAGCCUUCGCGCCAGCCUUCGCGCCAGCCUACGCUCCAGCACCGGUCCUCGCCGCCGCUCCAGCCUUCGCUCCACCAAUGUACGCCGCCCCGGCUCUCGCCCCAGCCCCCGUCUUGGCCGCUCCAGCUCCAGCUGUUGUGCCCGCCUAUGCUCCAUUUGCCCGUGCUGCCGUCUUCUGGGGCUCAAACAAAGGAAAGAAAUUG
Molecule: messenger RNA, 519 nt
Organism: Mesorhabditis belari
Lineage: Eukaryota; Metazoa; Nematoda; Chromadorea; Rhabditida; Rhabditidae
Source: the annotation of a GenBank genome assembly